AUGCUUCAAGAUAUAGACCAAAAAGUGUUGGAUGCAAUCUUGCGGCAUCUUGAGCCAGUAAACUACACUAGGGGCAGCUAUAUUAUUCUAAAGGGGGAGCCACUCGAUAUGAUGAUCUUCGUCACACGGGGCAAUCCACUUACCUACAACACUAAUACUGGCCAUGGCGGAGGAGAUAGUGGCUUGUCAAACACUAUAGGCUGUCUUGCCGGUAGUGAUGUCUAUAGAGAAGAAGUUUAUGACUUGGGCGGCCACAUCAACCUCCUUUUUCGACUUGCCCAUCUCCACCAAAACUCUCAAGUCCCACAAUAA
Prunus armeniaca (apricot) is the source of this 312-nucleotide messenger RNA. The record is from the annotation of a GenBank genome assembly. Lineage: Eukaryota; Viridiplantae; Streptophyta; Magnoliopsida; Rosales; Rosaceae.